Messenger RNA from Paraglomus occultum, 1101 nucleotides. NCBI's taxonomy places the organism in Eukaryota, Fungi, Glomeromycota, Glomeromycetes, Paraglomerales, Paraglomeraceae. The record is from the annotation of a GenBank genome assembly.
AUGCUUUCCGAUCGAGCAUUCAAUCCGGACUAUGAUACUGUUCUCCGUCUUUUUCGACAAUACCGUGAGACUGCACUUGGCAGUCGUAAUGGAAAAUCGAUGUUUGAGCGAAUGGUCGAAGAAUACAACAAUUCAGGUCUUAUGCAGCGAGUGCAUGAGAAAGUUCCACAAGCACGCGAGCUGUGUUAUAUGGACGCUUCGGCUUCAUUCGAACACCUUAACAUGUCGAUUACCCUCCUCUAUACUAGCUGCGCGGUCGGUGCCCUUCCGCUCGGACUAUUUAUUACUUCAGACGAACUCGAAAUCACAUUAGAAAGGGCGAUAAAUUUAUUGAAAACGAUUCUUCCUGGAUAUGCCUUUUUCGGACGUGGUCCACAACGCCGUCAAUUUUGGGCACUAUCUUUUCGAGUUGGAUUACCUAUGCGCGGAAAUAACACAAACAACUAUGUCGAACGAGGUUUUGGAAUUUUAAAAGAUAUAAUUUUCGCGAGGACGCAAGCAUAUAAUAUAGUACAAGUAUUUCAGUUUGUAGUAACAAAUAUGGAGAGAUUUUAUGAGCGGCGGCUGCUUGGAAUUGCACAUAAACAUCCUGGACACUUACGCAUUGCAAAACGGUUUUUGUGCCCUGGUUGGGAAGAAGUGAAUGUGAAUUCUAUUAAAGAAACAGGCAUAAGAAAUGAAUUUUCAGUUCUUGGGAGUAGUCGCAAUAUCAUAUUGCAAGAUUUAAUUCAACACUUGAAGAUCGUAUGGGUAUAUGCCUACAUUGCACUUGUGAAAGCAGAUUAUCAAAAUGCUGGCCCUCAAUUAGGCGCUGCACUAGACAAAUUUGCAGAGCGAUAUCGUUCAGCAAAAUCAAAAUCGAUUCCUCGACUUAUUUCCUAUUUCUAUGACCUUAAUCGUGAAUUAGACCCAACAGUCCGUGUUAAAAGUGGUUCCAUGAUCCGUGUUCAGGUUGAAUCCAUUAAAAGACGAAAGGCUGAAGGUGCUGGUGGUAGAAAGAGAAAGUUACCCACUCUUGUCAGUGAAGAAAAGGAAAUUUUGGAUCCUCAUGUUAUUCCUGCACGAAAGAAAAAACGACGGCUAAAAAAGGUCAUCAUUUAA